Spodoptera litura is the source of this 976-nucleotide messenger RNA. NCBI's taxonomy places the organism in Eukaryota, Metazoa, Arthropoda, Insecta, Lepidoptera, Noctuidae. The record is from RefSeq and is a predicted model, not a curated record.
CAUGUGGCUGGGAGCACGGAGUUUUCAAAUAUUCGCUAUAUUAUUCACAAUCAAUGGUCUGCCUGCUAGGUACAAGAUUCCCCGAAGUCCAUAUGAUGUCAUAUCAGAGUUAAUGGAAACGGCGGCUUCACCAAACCCUUUGAUAGUGUACUUAAACCCCACUGACCAGGCAGAUAUUUUUUACGAUGAACAAGAACAACCUGUACAAUCAAUAGAAGACGAUGAACAUUUUAAUUUUGAUCACAAUUCAGCUAAAUUGCAGAGUGCAAAUAGUUUGUUCAAUGCCCUGAUUGCCAAUUUUCGCAAUCCUUUAAGGGAUGCUGACAGUAACGUUCUGGAAAUACGAAAGGAAAAAGAAAUAAUGAUCUCCAACGCACUACGAUCACGAUGUGAGGCUAUAGUUAAAUGUGAAGAAAAAUGUGGAAAAACAGAGAAAAAAAGCAAUGCAUGUUCUGAUAGUAAUUCUAACUUUUGUAAUGAAGAUAGUGCACCAACGACGCCAAAACCAUAUUGUCCAAAAAGCUGCAAGGCCGUCUUCGAUCAUUUGAUAAAUUGCCCACCACCAGGAAAUAAAAAAAAGAAAGAACAAAAAAAGAAAGAACAAAAAAGGAAAGAAAAGAAAAAGAAGGGGUGUGCGACUGGAAAAACUUUGCCACCGAGCUGGAAAAAGGUUUACAGGUACUGAACAAAAUGGAGACGAAUCGGGCAUUGAUAGUGCAAAUAAUAAUUUUAAUGAUAAUAAUAGUAAGGUUUUGGAAACUUGUUAAUUAUUUCUUAAGGAUCAAAGUCCCAGGGACGGGAACAAAUGGAACGAAUAUGACAAACAUUCUAGAAAAAAUAUAGAACAUAAUACUUGAAGAAUUGAUAAAGACGUUGCUGCCCUUAAUAAGAGUUCGGUUGGAGCAUUUAAUGAUCAUUUUUUAAAUGACCUGACGGAACAAGUUGGGAAUGAUGGCAAGAAAACACUAAUUGUCUU